Messenger RNA from Thrips palmi, 1565 nucleotides. RefSeq lists its product as uncharacterized. The coding region runs from base 264 to 461 and encodes 65 amino acids. The transcript has 3 exons. The record is from RefSeq and is a predicted model, not a curated record. Lineage: Eukaryota; Metazoa; Arthropoda; Insecta; Thysanoptera; Thripidae.
GCGAGUUACGCGCAGAAAGGUUGCGUCUGCGUGUUUGCAUGUAGUCUGCUAGGCGUCACAUAAACAUUGUUAUUAGUCUAGGAAUUGCAUAUUUGCUAACUAUCAUGAAAGGAGAUGCGCCCAAGUUGAGGUUUGUGUUCUCAUGCUUUGUGGUCAAUCCAGCCGCCGUUCCACUGAGCAGCUGGGAAGGCGCUUCGAGACGAUGAUUGUUCCAAACAUCUCACUGUAGUAUGUGAUUCUUCAAUCAAUGUAUAGCGUAUACCAUGUCCUCAACCAUCAUGGAAGACACCUUAUACCUCUUAAAUUCAAUUCUGUUAGGUGAAGAUCCUACAGUGGAAGACUUCAUACUUCUUGUGGGAACUUGUGUGGCAUUUGUUGCCUUUGUUUUGUGGUGCUGUUUUCCAGUGGCACCCAAGGACCCUCCUCCGGGUUAUAGAAGACCUGAACCCGCCUAUUUUUAAGUGGGCGUUUAAUCGUUAGAAGUUACUGUUUGGGAAAGACGGAAUAACAAUUUACAAGAACCUUCACCCUUUCUGUAAACAUUUAUUCCAUUGGAAAAAUAUUUUGCUUUAGGAACUAUGCUGUUAUUUUUGCUGGAGGUAAACUGUCCGAUUCAUGGAAAAGCUGUGAGAUGAAUUACUUUGAAAUUCCUCUCUCAAUACCUUGGUUGGUGGUAAUGUUUUUUUCUUUGAGUAUCACCUUUGACGAUUUGCAACCUCCAUAACAUAUGUUGUCUUUCUGGUAUUUUACAGGUUUUUUGUUUUAGAUCUUAGAAAAAUACUUUUGAUGUACAGUCUAAUUUUGUAUGCAAUUAAUCCUGUUUUGAUUGCCCUCUGACAUAUUUUCCUGUACACUUAACUUGACUUAAAAUAUCUUUCAUAUCAUUCAAGCUACAUGAAUGUUGAAUGACCUUACUUCUCAUGCCUUUAUUGUGCAUCCUCUUUUUAACUUGUAUUGCUGUAACUGAUUCCACUUUGGAGGUUGUGAAAUACUUGCAUAAUCAACAAUAAUGUCAAUAUAUAUUUUUAUUUUUUUUUGCCAGAAAAAUGUUGCACUGGCAAACAAUAAUUUUUGGUGUGCCAAUUUAGCAAUUGUCUUGUCAGUUUGCUUGACGAAACAGAAAUGUGAAACCUGGAUGAAACGGCUGCAACAAGCCUUGUGAUGAGGCAAGGCAAGAGAAGCCAUUAGGUUUAGAUUUUCUCGUUUAAGGUGAGAAUAAUUUCUGUAUUAUAGUAGAACGAUUGAUUGUUUUGUCUUCAUUGUCAGCUGUGAUUUUACCGUAAAAUUUUAUCAACUACUGGAAGGUUUGCCUAACAAUUUAUCUAGUCAAAGCGACUGAAUAUUUUCCAUUAAGCUACAAGUUCUUUAUGUUAUCUCAUUUCAUACAUAAGAAAAGAAUUAGCAACUAUUUAUAAAUGAUUGAUUACUUAAUUUUAGUUAUCAUAUUUCUGUUAUGAUGUUAUGUGUUACAAAACUUACCUAUAAGAUUUUUUUUAAUGAUCACAUGAUUUAACUGCAUCUAUUGUGGUGAAGAAAUAUACACUGCUUUCUCAUUUAACAAGCAA